GUGGUCUUCCUGUGAUGUAAACCUAAUCUUGUUACCCAGCAUUCCCCAUCUUUUCACUGGCAGGUGCAGGAGAGGGGCUGCUUGACUCUGAGCCCCUGGAGCUCCUCUCCACUCCAAGGCGACCCCAGUCCCCCUUCACUUCCCUCCUGCCCUGCCCCAGGUGUCUCUCCCUUCUGGGCCCGACACCUGCAUGUUGGCCACCGGGCUGAAGGUAGAAAGGUCUGAGAGAUGCCGGCCAGAAAGGUCUCAUGUCCAUUGGAGGUGAUACAGGCAGCAGGCACAAUCUUCCCCCCACCCCAACUGCCCAGUCCUUCCACAGUGAAGAAGCCCCAUGGGGCCUGGUCAAGACAGUGGAGGCCAGCCUGCUCUUUCCCACUUUUCACACCAGGACCAUGGAGGUGGGGCAAGGAGAUGAUGGAUCCUGGACUCAGAGCCCAGCCCCCCAGAAGCUCUGAGUACAAGAGAGGGCUCAGUUCUGUGUCCUGCCCUGGCCACGCCCUGGGAAGGGGAACACAAAAGGCAAAGUCCUCCCUGUGAGCACGGAGGCCUCUGCUAACUCCCCCUAAAUAGCAAGAUUUGGGUGUUUCACUGACCUGAGUGCUUUUGGGGACUUUUAAUUGCAUUUUUAUGUACCAUGUAACACCAAGGGCACCCCCUCCCCUCCGCUUUAUUUCCUAACCAAAAGGAGCUUUUCCUAAUCUCCUGGGCUGAUUGCCUACAAGGGGCCUGAACAUCCACAGACUGGCCACUGCCUUUGUUCCUGUGGAUUUAUGACCUGUCACCCCUGCCACUAACUGGUCCCCCUGUGACCACUAUAGCCCUGCCCAGCCUCUGCUGGCCUCUGUUCCUGGAUCUUGGGGGAUCAAAAGGCCCAAAUGCUCAGGAAGUCUAUGCUCAGGCAAACUUUGAAGGUAGGAUCAGUAGUCCGAGGGACAAAUGGCAGGAAGUGGGUCUGCUAGGAGAGGCUGUGUGAAAGAGGGGGAGAGGGCUUGGUGGCCCCAAAAGGGAAUAACUAGGCUUCUGGAAGGAAAAGGCCCAGCCAGCCAGCCAGCCAAUGAGCCUGCUAAGAGAAAUUGGGACUGACCUCAAAGAUGGGACCUUGGACAAUUUUCUGUCCAACCAAGAAGGAUUUUGCUACUCUUAAACCUGCUCUGUCCUUAUGCUGUUAUUUCCAAAGGUACUUGGUCACACAGAGACAUAUCCCAGCACUUAACUUCUCCUUCCUUCAACUCUAGACAGCAAUGCUCAAUAUCCAUCCUCCAUGUAAGACAAGCCCAUUGAGGUCCCUAGCUCUUCCUUCAUCCUCCUCCUUUCUGACAACUGUCACCUGACCUUUUAUUUUUACAAAUUCAACUUUACAUCAUGUCCUACAACCACAAUUAAGUCUUCCUUGUCUUCUCUAUAGAUUGAGAUUAAAUGCUGAAGCCUUUAUGAACAGUGUUACAUUAUUGUGACUGAGAAAGGAUUAUUAGGCCAAGUAUUAUGCUGAGAUUACAUUUCUCCUUUGGGGAAGCUUUUUGUUUUUCCUGGAGUUCCUAGUUGCCUUUCAUUUUUUGCUGGCACCUUUUGCCUUUAUCUUGCCUCCUUCCAUCCCCCCACACCCAUGCCUCAUCCAAUCAGGUGUGAUAAUUGGUCUUUUCCCAGAGGCCUCCCCCAGGUCCCCAGUCAUCAUGUCCCAAUAUUAACUGCCUUUCAUGGAGAGCAUUCUAAAAUACCUGUUUGUUCAAACAAUAUAGUGGAUAAUGGGAAGGCUAUGAAUCAGAGGACAAGAAAUAUCACUCAGUUUACUUUUCCAUAUUGCCAUUUUUCAAAGUAGUGAAAGCUUAUUAUUUGGCGGUGGGGGGGUCUCCUUCUCUGGGGUGAAGUCUGAGUGUUGAAGAAAAUUAAGUCACAGGCCAGUUAUGUGCUCUCUUGGGGUCUACCACUUAAGCACCCCCAUCUGUCAGCCCCACAACUAGGAGUAGGUGGGUAGCACACUUGGGUCUCCAAGCAGCCAGGCAGGGUAGAAGGAAGAGAGUUGAGCUUUCUGGCAUGUGGAAGAGACGGAGUACUAGAGGAGGUGAUGGAAGUAAAGGUGUCGGUUCAUAGCUGGGUGUGCAGUGCUGGCUGGGAUGGGGGCGGGGUCUCAGGGGCCUGCUCAGAGCAGGGACAGGUAAGAAUCAGCAGAAGGGGCUCUCGGGUAAUUACAGAGGCAGUGAGGUGGCAUUGGGAAACUUCAAACCUCUCACCAAACUUGCCCUGCCUAUAAAGCUCCCUCUGGUGAGGAUCCCAGAAUGACAUAGCUACAGGGAAGGCUCCCAGAUGCAUCUUCAGGUGGCUGGGGUGGGCUGGGCUGUUUUGUGGCCUAGCACUGCCACCCCAUGGCCCUGCAGUCUGUGGAUGUUCCCUUCCCCUACUGCCUUCCAGCCAGGGUUGGGGCAAACGGUGCCCUUGACCAGGGAUGCUCAAAGCCCGGAGGGGCACAGACCCUGACAACCCCAAUCCUCAGUGAGUUGUGAGGUAACGGUGCAUUCCCACCAGGGACAGGGUUGGGGAAGCUGAGACCUGACAGUGAGGAAAUACACAUUGAAGGGGGUUUGGAGGUGUUCCAAGCAAAGGCUCGGUGUGCAAAUGUCCGGCAGCCAGAAAGCAUCUUGGCAUUCUGGCUCUGCUGGGUGGCGGAUGGACCGAGGCCGGUGGAGCAGGGGCCAGGCCAGGGUCCCCAGGGCACUCCCCAAGGGCGCGGCACCCAACCCGCGGAGGCCGGGCCGCCAGAUGGGCGGCCCGCAGUGGGGGUGACAGUCGUCUGGCGGACCCUGGCGCACCCGCCGCCCGCGCACAGGACAAAGCGGCGUAGACAAAGGCGCGGCCAACACCUGUCGCUCUUGGCUCGGCCUCCGCUUUUCUCUGCAGAAGCGGCUGCAGCUGCCAACUGUCACGGGCAUCAAGUUACGGGGACCAGACGGCGGCCUUCGCGAGCCUGGCGGGGGGUGGGGUGGGGGACUGAGGGAAGGGGGAGCCGAGGACGGUCGGGAGGGGGCUCGGGACAAAUGAACAGGGAUGGGCACCAGGAAAGGAUGGGCGGUGGGAAGGCUGGAAGGGAACGGAAGGUCAAAGGUGGGCGCGGGGGAGUGAAGGGGACUGGGGGAGACGGUGGGGGCUCAGAGGGUCGGCGAUGAGAACCAGAAAAGAACCAGGGGCUCGUUUGGGGGGUGGGGGGAUACCAGGAAAGGAGGGGCGGGGUGGGGAGCGACCAGAAGGGAGCCUGGAGGAGGAGCGGUGCAGGCAGGUCCGCGGACCCCGCCCCACGAGAUCCGUGCGGAGAGAGCGUGGCUUCGGAGGUCCAGUCCAGCGACGGGACCCACAAAUCCCCAAGAAACUCCAAGGGCCCCCGGGCCGCUCGUAGCCCCUGCUCCAUGAGCCCCCUCCUCCCCAGGGCUCCGCAGCCACCCCAGCCCUGAUCUGUAGACCCCUCCAGGUUCGGAGACGGCGGCCUUGACCGUGGCUCUGCCCCAGGACCUAGCGCCCGGAUGGCUCGCAGGAGCGCCCCUCUCCAGGUGGGAGGCACCGAGAGCGAGUGCGUGAACGCACGGAUAGAUGCAGGGACUCGGUUCGCACGCACAGCACACCUGGGGACUUGCUCAGGUAGAGAGGCAGGCAGGCGCAAAGCGGGCCACCGCUCCCCGGGCCAACGCCCCCGCGCUUGCACCCGGCCGGGGUCUAGCAGGGGCCUGGCGGGGGGCCCCGGCCGUCAGCCACGCCCUGCCAGCUGCCUGCGACCCCGGCGGCGGGGCCCGACAAAGAGAACUGCUGCCAUUGGCUGAGGCGCGCCUUUCGGCCGCCGGCUCUAAAUCCGCGCGACCAAUCGGCGCAUUGAGAUGCAAAUAAAUGCUAUUAAAGGGGCGGGGCCGCCGCUGACGGAAGAUUUCUGGGAGCUCAGGCGUCGGCGAUUCGGCUGGAGCUGCUCGGGGCGCGGGCGCUCAUCGCGCUCGCCGCGCACCGGACGGUGCGAACCAUGACUCCACCCCUGGCGCCCGGCCGGGAUCGCGCGGGCCGGGAGGACGAGGACGGCUGGGAGAGGAGGGGGAACCGCAAGGCCCGGAAGCCCCUGGUGGAGAAAAAGCGGCGCGCGCGGAUCAACGAGAGCCUGCAGGAGCUGCGGCUGUUACUGGCGGGGGCGGAGGUGCGGGCCAAGCUGGAGAACGCCGAGGUGCUGGAGCUGACGAACGUGAGCAACUGCAGGCGGAAGCGAGCGAGCGCUUCGCCGCCGGCUACAUCCAGUGCAUGCACGAAGUGCAUACGUUCGUGUCCACGUGCCAGGCCAUCGAUGCCACCGUCUCCGCUGAGCUCCUGA
This is a messenger RNA of Manis pentadactyla (Chinese pangolin), 4333 nucleotides long. RefSeq names its product hes family bHLH transcription factor 6 (gene HES6). The record is from RefSeq and is a predicted model, not a curated record. The coding region runs from base 3995 to 4333 and encodes 112 amino acids. Gene Ontology annotation, cellular component: nucleus. Lineage: Eukaryota; Metazoa; Chordata; Mammalia; Pholidota; Manidae. The transcript is spliced from 4 exons. Gene Ontology annotation, biological process: anterior/posterior pattern specification; regulation of neurogenesis; regulation of transcription by RNA polymerase II. Gene Ontology annotation, molecular function: protein dimerization activity; RNA polymerase II cis-regulatory region sequence-specific DNA binding; DNA-binding transcription factor activity, RNA polymerase II-specific.